AUGCCCACUUUGAUUUUUUUCCUUUUUACCCUGAAGCUUCCUAUGCUCCUGUGCAGAUUGUUCACCGAUGAGUGUUUUGUUUCUUCUGCAGACAGUGUAUACCAGGAUGGGGAUUUGGUGAUCAGUGCAUUCUUACCCCUUUAUACCUAUCAAAACUCCCAACACACUGAAGGGGCAGAGAGCAUAGACGUCAGUCCACGGAUUUCCUCACAAAACUACCAAUUUGUGAUGGCCUUAAUUUUUGCCAUAGAGGAGAUCAACAGAAACCCCAUUCUUUUACCUAACAUGACGCUUGGAUAUAAUAUUCACAGUGCUGGGUCCAUUGAAAGUGAGACAGUAAUAAAUUUACUCAAGUGGCUCACAGGGCAGAACAGACUCAUUCCAAACUAUACAUGCAAAACCAAGGAAAAAUCUGUGGCUGCAAUCACAGGAACAACAUGGGAAAUUUCUUCCUUAAUUGGAAUAUUUUUGGGUCUUUAUAAAUAUCCACAGCUGAGCAUUGGACCUUUUGAACCAAGUAUGAAUAACUCUGAGAAGUUUCCUUUUCUGUAUCAGAUGGCUGCCAAAGAAUCUUCUUUGGCCUUAGGCAUGGUCUCAUUGUUUGUCCAUUUCAAAUGGAAUUGGGUGGGGCUGGUCAUCUCAGAGGAUGAGAAUGGUGUUAACUUUGUCACAGACUUGAUUCCACAAAUGGAAAGAAACACAGUCUGUGUAGCCUUCAUGGAAUUUAUCCCAGUUACUCACAUGAUGGACCUGGAUAACGCUUAUGAAUACCCUAUUCGGAUUAUGAGAUACCCAGCCAAAGUUGUUAUCGUGUACGCUAACACUGACUCUUCCUUAGGUGUGCUGUUUAGAAGAUGGGAAUAUAUACUUCCAUGGAGAAUCUGGGUUACCACUUCACAGUGGGAAGUCAUCACUUCUAUGAGACAUUUAAUUCUUGACUCAUUCCAUGGAACUCUCAUCUUUUCACAAUGCCAGGGUGAUAUUUCUACUUUUAAAGAGUUUGUAAAGACAGUGAGACCUUCCAAAUACCCAGAUGACAUUUUUCUUGCAAGACUGUGGGAGAUUUACUUUGAUUGUGCAAUAUCUUAUGCUACCUGUAAAUCAUUAAAAAAUUGUUCAUCUAGAGGUAACUUGGGAUUGUUACCUUGGUACCACUUUGACAUAGCUGUAAGUACUGGCAGUUACCACGUAUACAAUGCUGUAUAUGCUGUGGCCCACACCAUGCACAAGAUGCUUACACAAAAAGGAGACCUACAAGGAAUGAAAAACGGAGGCAGCAUGGAUUUUCCCCCCUUGAAGCUGAACUCCCUGCUGAAGAACAUCAAAUUCAUGAAUCCUGGUGGAGAUCCGAUAUCUUUGAAUCCUUCAGAGAAAUUGCACAUAGAUUAUGACAUUCUGAACUUCUGGGAUUUUCCACAAGGUCUUACAUAUAAAGUGAAAGUAGGAACAUUUUCUCCAUAUUUUCCACCUGGUCAACAAUUGUCGAUUUCUGAGGACAAGAUAGAGUGGAGUAUAGGAGUGGAGCAACAGAUUCCUGUCUCUGUAUGCAGUGAAAGUUGUAGUCCUGGAUUCAGAAAAUCUCUUCAGGAAGAGAAAGCUGCUUGCUGUUUUGAUUGUGUCCCAUGUCCAGAAAAUGAAAUUUCCAAUGGAACAGGCAAAUAUAUUGAUCAGUGUGUGAAAUGUACAGAGGACCAGUAUGCCAACACAGAUCGGACUCUCUGCAUCCAAAAAGCUGUAACAUUUCUGGCUUUUGAAAACCCCUUGGGGAUGACACUCGCCAGCAUGGCCCUAUGCUUUUCUAUCCUCACCUCAUUUGUCCUGGGGAUUUUUGUAAAGCACCAAAACACUCCUGUGGUGAAGGCAAAUAACAGUACUCUCAGCUACAUCUUGCUCAUCUCCCUCACCUUCUGCUUUCUUUGCUCAUUUCUAUUCAUUGGUCAGCCCAAUGCAGUCACCUGCAUCCUGCAGCAGACCACAUUUGGAGUUGUUUUCACAGUGGCUGUUUCUACUGUCUUGGCAAAAACCACUACAGUCAUCCUGGCCUUCAAGAGCACAGCACCAGGAAGAAGGUUGAGGUGGUUGCUUAUAUCAGGAGCACCGAAAUUCAUCAUUCCCAUCUGUACACUAAUACAAAUUGUCCUCUGUGGAGUCUGGCUGGGAAUAUCUCCUCCAUUUGUGGAUAGAGAUGCACACUCUGAACAUGGUCAUAUCAUUAUUAUGUGCAACAAGGGCUCAGUAACAGCCUUCUACUGUGUGCUGGGAUACCUUGGAGCUCUGUCCCUAGUGAGCUUCACAGUAGCUUUUAUGGCCAGGAACCUGCCUGACACCUUCAAUGAAGCCAAGUUCUUGACCUUCAGCAUGCUGGUGUUCCUCAGUGUUUGGAUCACAUUUCUCCCUGUCUACCACAGUACUAAAGGAAAGAUCAUGGUGGCUGUAGAAGUCUUCUCCAUCUUGGCCUCCAGCACAGGUCUUCUAGGUUGUAUCUUUAUCCCCAAAUGUUAUAUUAUUCUUGCAAGACCUGACAUGAACUCAUCGAAAUGCCAACGAAAUAGAGUUCAGUGGAAAUAA
Rattus rattus (black rat) is the source of this 2568-nucleotide messenger RNA. Its product is annotated as vomeronasal type-2 receptor 116-like. The record is from RefSeq and is a predicted model, not a curated record. Bases 1 to 2568 code for a protein of 855 amino acids. Gene Ontology annotation, cellular component: membrane. NCBI's taxonomy places the organism in Eukaryota, Metazoa, Chordata, Mammalia, Rodentia, Muridae. The transcript is spliced from 7 exons. Gene Ontology annotation, molecular function: G protein-coupled receptor activity. Gene Ontology annotation, biological process: G protein-coupled receptor signaling pathway.